Messenger RNA from Marmota flaviventris (yellow-bellied marmot), 3161 nucleotides. The record is from RefSeq and is a predicted model, not a curated record. NCBI's taxonomy places the organism in Eukaryota, Metazoa, Chordata, Mammalia, Rodentia, Sciuridae.
UUGAGGCUUUGUGGAGGGAGGUUUUAAAAGUGUUAAAUUGGAAGUGAGAGGGGGAAGGGCCUAGGGGUGAAUUUGGGUGAAAAAAGGAGAAAACGAAGGUUUAAGGAAUGGACAGAGUGUCGGUGUGCCGAGGUAAAGAAAAAAGUGAGAGAGUAGGAGGAAAGUUUGGGAAGAAAGGGAUUGGGAUGAGAGAUAGGACAGGGGAGCUGCUCGGGUGAUAGAGGUUCGGGGUUUCCCUUUCCCCUGUGGAUAGGAAGAGUGCAUGUUAAGCAGCAUCAGUUGCAGCCAAUUCCAAUUGCCAGGCCCUUAGCUUUUAAUGGGGUGGGAAGGGCAAAAGGGAAUGGUCAUGUGGGUUUUGAGAACUGGGAUUGAAUGAGGGUUCAACUGGGUUUACUUUCCUAAAGUGUUCCUACCUUAUUGCUCCCUUGUUUUUCCUAGUUACAAAAAGAAGGAAAAAUGGGGAAACUGCUAGUGAGUGUGGAGGAGUGAAGGACUUUUCUAGUUUUUAACAAUUAGCAAUACAAGAAUGGGGAAAUAGAUAUGGCUGUAUUGGAGCCCUGCAUGCUAAGGUGAAGGCUCUGAAAGUCUGAGGAGGAAGACAGAAAAGACGGCUGGCAUCUAGAAAGGCCAAUUAAAGGAGCCCUUUAGUUUCCAGACCCUUUUUUUUUUGGUGUUUAAGUGCUAGAAGGGAGGGAGUCAGUAGGCAUACUUCAAAACAAACAAGAUCUCUGCUUAAAAGUAUAUGUGUGAGUGGAUGCUGCCUCAGUGGAUAUUUUGUAUUUGUGUGCAAUGGGGAAAAUAGAAUUUGGAGGAUAGUUCUGGACUGUUAAGUGAUGGGAAGAAAGUGCCUUUUUUUUGGGGGGGGGCUAUAACCACUUUCUCCUCACAAUUCUCUAAAGAUGAAAGUCAACAUUAAUAUGGUAACAAAAUAGGUGGAAUAAGGUAUUGAGGAGGUUAUCAGAGCGUAAUAAUGGGUUUUCCCAGAAGUUGCUGAAUUUGUAUUUGCCAUGAGCCAUUGGGACUAGGAAUUCUUGAAGUUGGUGUUUGUUUUGUGAAUUGACUAGGAGAGAGGGAGCCCUGGGGAUUUUGUUAUGGGUUAGUUCUCUUCUCUUCUUUAUCUAGGAGUGGAUCAAUUUGUUUGAAAUAGCUUUAGGCUUCUCUGUGAGUUUUUGAGACUGAGAUUGACUAACUCUAUUGGUCUUCAAGAUUUCAAAAUAAAGCUUGAAAUUUGACUCCCCCCCUUAUUUGUUUUUGUUUUUCUGCUGGCUUUGAAACUUGUGCUAGGAAGAGACUUCGGAAAUUAAGUUUCUUGCAGAGUAUACUGGGAAUAGCAGCUGUUGAACAGGGAUUCUGGAAAGCACUGUGUUCCUGAGCCCCCAUCAUGGCGGGCCUAAAGAGGCGGGCAAGCCAGGUGUGGCCAGAAGAACACGGUGAGCAGGAGCAUGGGCUAUAUAGUCUACACCGCAUGUUUGACAUCGUGGGCACCCACCUGACACACAGAGAUGUGCGCGUGCUUUCCUUCCUCUUUGUUGAUGUCAUUGAUGACCAUGAACGUGGACUCAUUCGAAAUGGACGUGAUUUCUUAUUGGCACUGGAGCGCCAGGGACGCUGCGAUGAGAGUAACUUCCGCCAGGUGCUGCAGCUGCUGCGCAUCAUCACUCGCCAUGACCUGCUUCCCUAUGUCACCCUCAAGAAGAGACGGGCUGUGUGCCCUGAUCUUGUAGACAAGUAUCUGGAGGAGACAUCAAUUCGAUAUGUGACCCCCAGAGCCCUCAGUGAUCCAGAACCGAGGCCUCCCCAGCCCCCUAAAACAGUGCCUCCCCACUAUCCUGUGGUGUGCUGCCCGACUUCGGGUCCUCAGAUGUGUAGCAAGCGGCCAGCCCGAGGGAGAGCCACACUUGGGAGUCAGCGAAAACGCCGGAAGUCAGUGACACCUGAUCCCAAGGAAAAGCAGACAUGUGACAUCAGACUGCGGGUUCGGGCUGAAUACUGCCAGCAUGAGACUGCUCUGCAGGGCAAUGUCUUCUCUAACAAGCAGGACCCACUUGAGCGCCAGUUUGAACGCUUUAACCAGGCCAACACCAUCCUCAAAUCCCGGGACCUGGGCUCCAUCAUCUGUGACAUCAAGUUCUCUGAGCUCACCUACCUCGAUGCAUUCUGGCGCGACUACAUCAAUGGCUCAUUACUAGAGGCACUUAAAGGUGUCUUCAUCACAGACUCCCUCAAGCAAGCUGUGGGCCAUGAAGCCAUCAAGCUGCUGGUGAAUGUGGACGAGGAGGACUAUGAGCUGGGACGACAGAAACUCCUGAGGAACUUGAUGCUGCAAGCAUUACCCUGACCUUUUCCCCUUCUUACUUCUUUGGGGACUGUUCCCACCACCCACCUCUGGAGCUUACAUACUGUUCUGGGGUUUGUUCUCUACCCUUCCAACCAAUCACACCCCUGCCUUUUUUUUUUUUUUUUUUUUAAGACAAAGGAAAAUGGAAGUGGUGUUCCCCAUCCCUCCCUGCACCCAUGUGCCUGGGCUUCCCCUUUGUUUCCUGUUUUCACUUACCCCCUAAUGUGUGUCUCUACAGCCACCUUACCACUGAGCCGUAAGACAAAUGUAUAGGGAGAAGCGAAGCCUAUAGAACAGUCUUUGUAAGGGACUGAAGUGAACACUGAUUUUGGGUGCACUGAGGGGUUAUCAAUACUUCUGGCUUUAUGAGGGCUCUUAAAUUUUGUCUGAAAAACCAAAGGGCUGCGAAUAAGGGAGCUAUGUGGAAGGUGGGACUCUGAAGUGUAUUUUGGAACUUAAUCACCACCCUCUUCCAAAUUAUAGAAUUUUUUUUAAAAAAGAAGAAACUGUGGCCCUUUCCACUCUCUCCUGGCCUCUGGUGCUGCUCCUCUCUGCCUCCUUUUCUCCAUUCCAUGGCUUGAAACUGCUGCCUGGUGUGGUCCUUCCUUUUUCCCCCUUUGUCAAAUCCUCUUCAAGGGAGUAACAGAUAAGAGGACUGGGUCUGCCUGAUCACCCCUCUCAAUUGUGAUGUGUGUGAACACACUCAUAUACAAGGUGGAUAGAGAAGAGGCUGCUGAUUAAUAUACACUCCCCCUGGAAAGGGGAAGGGGGAGUGUGAUACUUUCCUUCCAUGUUAAAGUGAAAAUAAAUAACAUACCCUGCA